AUGGAGCGCAGACAGAGGCAGGCGGCUCUCUCUUUCCUCAACAACAUCUCGGUCGAUGGAAAAGCAGCGGAGACGACCGGGGCUCAGAGUCGAGCUGAGGAUGGCCCCGCAUUCUCGCUUUUAACAUCUGCUCAACCAUCAACAUCUGCAGGAGAACAGCAGCCCGGUAAAGAGGAGGAGUGUGGAGCAAGCCUUUUAAGUGUCAUGAGACCAAGGAGCAGCAGACGAGUUCAUUUCAUCAAAAACAUGAGACAACACGAUACUCGCAAUGGAAGGAUAGUUUUGAUCAGCGCCAGAAGAGCUCUGUACGGGAUGUUUUCUGUCCUGCCCUAUCGAGACUUCAGCCAGAUCCACGAUCAAAGGAUAGACUGCGUCCAUCAGAAGAUCUUCAGCGGAGCGUCUGGAGAAGCUGUGAUUGGUUUCUAUGCUGCCGAACCUGGAGACAAGGGCAAGACGGUGUCGUACACAAACCUUCUCUCUCACACGAAUGCUUUGAGCGGCAGCAGUGGUGCCGACAUCUUCUCACAGCAUUCUGGGUCACAGUGUGUUUUGAGUUCAGCGUGUGACGUCCUCGCUCAGACCGGAGUAAAGAGAGGAUUCAAAGGGAAAAACAUCGAUGACUAUGACCCAAAUCUUCUGGAUGAUCCACAGUGGCCAUGUGGGAAACACAAACGAGUGCUGGUCUUUCCGUCUUAUAUGACGACGGUCAUUGAAUACGUGAAGCCGUCCGACCUGAAGAAAGACAUGAACGAAACAUUCAGCGAAAAGUUUCCACACGUUCAACUGACCCUCAGCAAAAUCAGAAGGUAAAGACUCACAGUUACCCAGCUUAAGCAUUUUUACUGUACCUCUUACUUUCUUUUACCGUGGCGUUCUCAGCCUGAAAAGAGAGAUCCGUAAAUUAGCCCAGGAGGAUUGUGGGUAUGAAGAAC
This is a messenger RNA of Puntigrus tetrazona (Sumatra barb), 932 nucleotides long. Its product is annotated as CDK5 and ABL1 enzyme substrate 1-like. The transcript has 7 exons. The record is from RefSeq and is a predicted model, not a curated record. Lineage: Eukaryota; Metazoa; Chordata; Actinopteri; Cypriniformes; Cyprinidae. The coding region runs from base 1 to 810 and encodes 269 amino acids. Gene Ontology annotation, biological process: regulation of cell cycle.